Phytomonas sp. Hart1 is the source of this 1050-nucleotide messenger RNA. The record is from the annotation of a GenBank genome assembly. Lineage: Eukaryota; Euglenozoa; Kinetoplastea; Trypanosomatida; Trypanosomatidae.
AUGGAGCGGCAGGGCUACGUCCUGCUCCGCCGGGUCGCCCUCUGGGGGGCGGUGGAGGGCAAAAAGGGCGGGAAGAGGCUCGAGGCGGUGCAGGAGCUGCACCAGAAAUACGCCAGCCUGGACUACGAACCCCACGGCGGCGCCGACGCCGCCGCCGUCUCCCCGCACGGGAGCGAGAGCGAUCUCGACUCGAACGCCUGCCCGAGCGCCCACAUCGCGCACGGCGAGCAGCAAAAGAUGAUGGACCUGAUGGACGCCCACGCCACCCAACUCGGCCUGCCCUUCCGGAGCCCCGAAUGCUUCGCCCUCUUCGACGCCAUCGCGGCCUACCUGCGCGUGCUGGAUCGCCUGAAGGCCGAAUACCCCGCCCGACGCCGGCCGUUCUCCGCCGUGGAGGAGUCCCAAACCGCGGGAAAGGGGGGGGCGGACGGGCGAUCGCCCCGGCCCGAGCUCUUUGAGAUCGCCAUUUUGGCGAAUUAUUACGAGAAGGAAGCGGAGGCGCGGGCGGAGCCCGCGGGGAGGGGCGAGCGGCACCCCCGCAAGCCCGCCCCCCCAACGCCCCCGGGGAAAACGAAAAAUUGGCCGAAACGACUACGGAUGUGGUGGGGUCGAUGCUGGGGCAAAGGGGGGAACCGCCAGCGCGACAAGGAAAGCCCCCUGCGCGGCCCCACCUCGUCUCGGAAGAAACAAAAACGCGGGAAUUUUUAUGUCAAUCUGGCGCACACCGCGAGGGGGGUGGGCGCGAUGUGGGGUAAAGGCGAAAUGUUUAACGGCAAAUGCAAAAACAAACUUCUUUAUAAAACCACCGCCUCCUUUUCCCAUCGCUGGAGCUACGCACUAAAAGGCACCGAUGGGUUUUACUGCGGCGGCGAGGAGGACCCCUCGCAGAUGCCGUCGCUGAACUUAUGGCAAAAGGAAUCGCACAAGUUGUUUAAGUUUAUGGCCAAAUGCCUCGAGCGGUACUGCGCGCGGCGGGUGAAAGGAAAGGACGGGGUCGAUCCCUAUCUCCGCCGAAUCCGCAUCGCCCUAAUCUCCGAUAAAAAGCUCUAA